This is a messenger RNA of Medioppia subpectinata, 1355 nucleotides long. The record is from the annotation of a GenBank genome assembly. NCBI's taxonomy places the organism in Eukaryota, Metazoa, Arthropoda, Arachnida, Sarcoptiformes, Oppiidae.
CACGGCGCCCUUCAGAUCGACACUCCUGUCUGCGAACUCAAGGAGACCCUCACCGGGAAGUAUGGCGAAGACUCCAAACUCAUCUACGAUUUGGCCGAUCAGGGCGGCGAACAGUUGGCCCUUCGGUACGACCUGACGGUUCCGUUCGCCCGAUAUUUGGCUCAAAACAAGAUCACGACAAUGAAGAGGUACCAGAUCUCGAAGGUGUACCGCCGCGACAACCCGUCCAUAACCAAAGGCCGCUUCAGAGAGUUUUAUCAAUGCGACUUCGACAUCGCCGGUGCAUUCGAUCCAAUGAUUCCGGACGUCGAGUGUCUGAGAAUUGUGUACGAAAUCCUUAAGAGUCUACAAAUCAACUCAUUUGUGAUUAAGGUCAAUCACAGGGAGAUAUUGGACGGUAUGUUUGAGUUAUGCGGAGUUCCCGCAGAAAAAUUUAAGACUAUUUGCUCGGCGAUCGACAAACUCGACAAAAUGUCUUGGGAUGAAGUGAAGGCCGAAAUGAUAGGAGAGAAGGGUUUGGACGAAUCGGUUGCCGAUAAAAUUGGCGAAUUUGUUCAGUUAAACGGUUCGACAGAACUCGUGGACAGAAUGUUAGCCGAAGAGUUGGGCACUAAUGCGAAGGCCAAGAGUGGAUUGGAAGCGAUUAAACUACUGUUGAAAUACUGCGAUAUUUUUAAGUUGACUGAUAAUAUUCGGUUUGAUUUGAGUCUCGCCAGAGGUCUGGACUAUUAUACGGGUGUCAUCUAUGAGACAGUGUUAACCCUGGAGGAGGUCGAGUGCGGGAGUAUAGCGGCCGGCGGGCGAUACGACGGUCUGGUGGGUGUGUUGGCCGAUACGCCCCGAUGGCAGGUGCCCUGUGUUGGCGUCAGUAUUGGUAUCGAACGUAUAUUAGCUAUAAUGGAGAAGCAAUGGGAGGACAAGAACUACUACCCGACCCAAGUGUUGAUCGCGUCGAUCGGUAAGGGUAUGACCGAAGAGCGCAUGAAAAUGAUCAUUGAGUUAUGGGAGGCCGACAUACGGGCCGAACACUCGUUCAAAAACAACGCCAAACUCUUGACUCAAUUCCAAUACUGCGAACAGAAAGGCAUACCAUUUGUGAUUAUCAUCGGUGAGGAUGAGGUCAACAAAGGGAUCGUUAAGUUGCGAAAUAUCUCAACCAGAGAAGAGAGUGUUAUACAACGCGAGAAUCUGGUCAACGAUUUAAAGAAAUUAUUUUUGGAAUCCACUCAAUGAUAACUAUGCGGUCUUUUAUUAUAACUUUUGUCUCAUCCGUCGAACACUAUUAUACAUCACAUUUACAUCUAUUGAUUUACUUUUACAUCUAAUGGUUUACUUUUUUACUAAAUUAUUGUCAC